Messenger RNA from Pelecanus crispus (Dalmatian pelican), 1176 nucleotides. The record is from RefSeq and is a predicted model, not a curated record. NCBI's taxonomy places the organism in Eukaryota, Metazoa, Chordata, Aves, Pelecaniformes, Pelecanidae.
CUGCUGCCUGCUCCAGCCACCAGCACGGAGCGAGCCGGGAGCAUGGGGCAGGUGGCUUGGAAGGGUUUAUUUCUAUCACUUUUUGAUUAUAAAACAGAGAAAUACGUCAUUGCGAAGAACAAGAAGGUGGGGAUUCUCUAUCGAGUGGUGCAGCUCUCCAUCCUGGCUUACCUGGUGGGGUGGGUGUUUGUUGUCAAGAAAGGCUAUCAGGACACAGACACAUCCCUCCAGAGCUCUGUCAUCACCAAGCUGAAAGGGGUAGCCUUCACCAACACCUCGGAGCUGGGGGAGAGGCUGUGGGAUGUUGCAGACUACGUCAUCCCUCCACAGGGUGAAAAUGUCUUCUUUGUCAUGACGAAUCUGAUUGUGACACCAAACCAGAAGCAAGCCAUGUGUCCUGAGAGCGUCCACAUUCCCGAUGGCCUGUGUGACAAGGACGGGGACUGCCCGGCAGGCGAAACAGUGGUGGCUGGCAAUGGUGUUAAGACUGGCCGUUGUUUGAAAGGCACGGACAGCAUCAGAAGGACUUGUGAGAUACUGGCCUGGUGCCCAGUGGAGAAAAGAUCCAAGCCCACGAAACCGCUUCUCGCCAGUGCAGAAAACUUCACUGUUUACAUCAAGAACUCAGUCCGCUUCCCCAAGUUUAACUUCUCCAAGACGAAUGUGCUGGCAAGCAACAAGUCCUACCUGAAGAGCUGCCGCUACAGCACGGAGCAUCCCUACUGCCCCAUCUUCCUCCUGGGCAAUAUCAUCCAGUGGACUGGGAACAGCUUCCAGGAAAUGGCCUUGGAGGGUGGUGUGAUAGGAAUUCAGAUUGAAUGGAACUGUGAUCUUGAUAAAGCCCCUUCUGAAUGUAAUCCUCAAUAUUCUUUUAGCCGGCUGGAUAACAAGUUUGCAGGAAAGUCCAUCUCUUCUGGGUACAACUUCAGGUUUGCCAAAUAUUACCGGGAUGCUAAUGGGGUUGAGUACCGGACGCUCAUUAAAGCGUAUGGAAUCCGCUUUGAUGUGAUGGUGAAUGGCAAGGCAGGGAAAUUUAACAUCAUUCCCACCAUUAUCAAUAUUGGGUCGGGACUCGCUCUCAUGGGAGCGGUAACUUUCUUUUGUGACCUGGUGCUGCUGUAUCUGAUUAAAAAGAGUAACUUUUAUCGAGGCAAAAAGUACGAGGAAGUAAAGUAA